Molecule: messenger RNA, 663 nt
Organism: Macrosiphum euphorbiae (potato aphid)
Lineage: Eukaryota; Metazoa; Arthropoda; Insecta; Hemiptera; Aphididae
Source: the annotation of a GenBank genome assembly
AUGCCAAAAGUGGUUUCUCGCAGUAUAGUGUGUUCGGACACCAAAGACCAAGAAGAAUAUAACGAGGAGAAGCCGCUGCACUCGUAUUACUGUUUGUGCGGUCAGAUGACGUUAAUUUUGGAUUGUGCUUUGGAAAAACUACCUCUACGCAAACGGGAUGGGGCCCGAGUAAUUGAUGGCUCUAAGCAUGCCAAUAAAAUGACCUACGAUCAAGACGAAACUGUUUACUUGAAACGACAAGAAGGUGUUGAAAAACAACAUAGAUUAAAGUGCAAAAAAUGCGGUUUAUUUUUGUACUAUAAACACCAGGCCAAUAAUAAUGUUUAUUUUAUUGUACACGGGGCUUUGAUUAAAUGUACUGGUGAGGGUCCUAAAAUGGAUAUCUAUAAUCAAGUGGCUGUUGAAAAACCAAAGAAAAUUAUGGUCACCAAGCACACUAAGAAUAUGGGCAAGUUCAGUUCGGUGACAGUAUCUACUAUUGACGAAGAAGAAGACGAAAUUGAAGCGAGGGAAGUAGCAGAUUCAUAUGCAAACAAUGCACGUAUAAUUGAAAAGCAGCUAGAGAGGAAAGGCAUGCAUAAACGUAAAACGGCAGAUUUUGUAGAACCAGAAAUAGCAUUGGACAUAAAAAGACAUGCUCGUGGUACAUUGCUAGAGAAAUAA